This is a messenger RNA of Suillus bovinus, 294 nucleotides long. RefSeq lists its product as uncharacterized. The record is from RefSeq and is a predicted model, not a curated record. The annotation marks the transcript as partial. The transcript has 2 exons. NCBI's taxonomy places the organism in Eukaryota, Fungi, Basidiomycota, Agaricomycetes, Boletales, Suillaceae.
CAUCAGGAUGCUUACCGCAAGUGGUGCAAGGCCAAUAAAUUUGCCUCAAUGCUACCUCAAGAUAUCAAGGAGCGCAAGACUGCUGCUGCUGCUGUUGCGAGUGCACAGCAAGCUAAUCUCGAUGGCCAUCUCCACAAGAUUGAGCCUCAUGAGGCCAUUAUUCCCUACUCUGACUCACUGUUUCGUGACACCGCUGUGGAAUGGCUCAUAUCCACUGGACAGCCCAUCCAAGCUGUGGACCACCCCAGUUUCAAGAAGAUGAUAGAUGUCACUUCACGUGCUGCACACGGUGUC